AUGAAGACAUUCGCUGCCGUUGCCCUUGCUGCUUGCGCCUCUAUGGUCACUGCCUCCCCUCUUGACAUGUUGAAGAAGCGUCAAGUUUUCAAAACUAUUGUCACAACUGAAAAUGGUGUUGCUCAAACUUACGUUGAGGAAACCGUGCCUGAGACUGUUGUUGUCACUACUACUCUCGAUGCUAGCACCACCACCGUGUGGACCACAAGUGCUCUUGUCGGUACCGAUCUUCCAUUGCUCUCUGUUCUCGUAAAUGAUAUUCCUCUUAUCUCCCGGAUUGUGGAAGCUCUUAAUCCUUCUUCACCUUCCGAAUCUUCUGCUGCAAGCGAGUCCUCUGCAAGCGAGUCCUCUGCUAGUGAGUCCUCCUCCUCCGCAAGUGAAUCCUCUGCUAGCGAAUCUUCUGCUAGUGAAUCUUCUGCUAGUGAAUCCUCUGCUAGUGAAUCUUCUGCCAGCGAGUCCUCCGCUAGUGAAUCCUCUGCAAGCGAAUCUUCUGCAAGCGAACCAGCACCAGGUGCUUUCUUCUUCUAG
Molecule: messenger RNA, 528 nt
Organism: Lichtheimia ornata
Lineage: Eukaryota; Fungi; Mucoromycota; Mucoromycetes; Mucorales; Lichtheimiaceae
Exons: 3
Coding region: 1-528 (175 amino acids)
Source: RefSeq, a predicted model, not a curated record